CAUACACCUAAGAGAUUUCAAUGUGUGUUGUAAAUAUAGUUCAAAAGUUGAGGGUCGAAUGACUCUUUCACCAAUUGUAUCGCAAUAUCGUAAUCGUACAUAACAGUUUUGUUAUCGUCCUUUUAUUACACAUUGAGUAGUUAAUGUGGUUGAUUUUGAUCUAUUGCGCAAUUUGACAACAAACGAUUCAAGUGGGUUGUUACUAACCUGAACUAGUAGGAAUUGGUUUUUUCUUUCAGGUAUAAAAUCAUAUAUAGAUUAUAAGGUGAUCCUUAUAAGAAAACUUUACAUGCAAUACUAACAAGCAAUAACACACCCAAAAAACGAUUACAUCAAUAUUAACAUUAAUGGUUGAAUUAAUGCUUGGAAAGCAAUGGCAUUAACAAGUACAUACAUGAAGAAGAUCCCUAGAUUCAAAGGGAAAAGAAAACACCGAGAAUUGAAAAACUGUACGCUACCGAGAGUUUGAUUGAGAUAACUUUCUAUAGAAUACUAAAUCAAUAACAAUUUUUAGCGAUACAAAAUAAUUAAACCACAAUUAAAUCACAAUUUUUAUCAUAAAAUACAAUACCGUUAAUUUUUUCCGAUACAAUCUCCGAUAAUUCUUCUAAAACACUCCCUCUCAUCGUCUCAGUCUCCUCUUUACUCUUUAACUCCCAAUUAGGGAUGGCAAUGGGUCGGGUUGGGUCGGGUUUUGCCAAACCCAAACCCAAACUCAUGGGUUUAUCCGUGAAAAAAACCCGGGGUAAAACCCACUGGGUUUGAAAAACUCAAACUCAACCCAACCCGCUGGGUAUCCGCGGGUUCAUGGGUACCCACGGGUUUUUGUCGUAAAAAAAUUACAAUAACAAGUUCCUAUCAAAAUUAAAGUCAAAUAUCAAUCUCUCAAUACAAAUUAUCCAUAUUUAAAACACCAUUCUAGAAAAUUCAAGCAAAUCACAAAUUAACUAUACAAAUUGUUCAACACCAAUCUAGAAGACUCAAGAAAAUUGAAGUAAAUCAUAAAUUAUCCAUAAAUAACAUGAUUAAUUGAAAGUUUCUUCCUUUCAAUUAAGUUUCUUCACUCUCCACUCGAUAAUACAAACUUCAUUCUACACAAUUAGAAAGAAAAAAUUAGACAUUCUCCACAAACAUAAAUAAGAUUAGUUGUUUAAAAUAUUAAAUAUACCGAGAAAAUUAAUUAUAUGUGUGGGCGGGUACCCACGGGUCGGGUUUACCAAAACCCAAACCCAACCCAACCCGAUGAAUAGUGAACAGGUUAAAACCCAAACCCGACCCAAAACCCGUCAACACGGAUUUUACCCGCGUUGACCGGGUUGGGUCGGGUGGGUACCCGUGGAUUCGGGUUUGGUUGCCAUCCCUACUCCCAAUCGGGGCUUUUACUCCAAUUCAAUUCUCUCCCUCUCGUCGUAUUUGGUAUCUUCCAUCCAACCAACAACCAAUUUGCUCCCUUUAUAAUCUCCCUUCCCGCACUCUUCCCAGUUUCAGGGCUCUCACCCAAGCUCCGAGCUCUCCAUAGUCCAUAAUCCAUAUACCCACUGCUUCCACAUUACAUUUACACAAUACCCAAUAAAAUUCCGGCAAUGGGUUCGCCGCCGGACACCAGCAAGACCAUUAAGCUGGAGCGCUACAACAGCUACGUCCGCCGGAUACAGAGCACCAAGCUCCUCAACGCUUCCUCCAAGCUCAUCUUCCGCACCACCCUCCUCAUCGCCCUCCUCCUCGUCCUCUUCUUCACCAUCAACUACCCUCCCCUCUCCGACCGCCACUCCGGCGCCGCCAUCCACCGGCAUAGCUUCCUCUCCACCGGAUUCUUCUCCUCCUCCUCCUCCUCCUCCGCAAUCGGCGGCCCCAAUUGGGAGAAACAGGUCCGCCGCUCCUCCACCCCGCGCCGCCCCAACGGAUUCUCCAUCCUCGUCACGGGCGCCGCCGGAUUCAUCGGCGCCCACUGCUCAAUCGCCCUGAAGAAGCGCGGCGACGGCGUCCUCGGACUCGACAAUUUCAAUUCCUACUACGACCCAACCCUCAAGAGAUCUCGCCAGCAGAUGCUGCUGAAACACCAGAUCUUCAUCGUGGACGGGGACCUAAACGACGCCGUACUGCUCGCCAAGCUAUUCGACGUCGUUCCGUUCUCCCACAUCCUCCACCUCGCCGCGCAGGCCGGCGUCCGCUACGCGAUGCAGAAUCCCCAAUCCUACGUCAGCUCCAACAUCGCCGGGUUCAUCAACCUCCUCGAAAUUGCGAAAUCGGCGAACCCCCAGCCGGCGAUCGUCUGGGCGUCGUCGAGCUCCGUCUACGGUCUCAACGACAAGGUUCCCUUCUCGGAGCUCCACCGCACCGACCAACCGGCGAGCCUCUACGCCGCCACGAAGAAGGCAGGGGAGGAAAUCGCCCACACCUACAACCACAUCUAUGGGCUUUCCCUAACUGGGCUCAGAUUCUUCACGGUUUAUGGGCCCUGGGGCCGGCCCGACAUGGCCUACUUCUUCUUCACCAAGGACAUUUUACAAGGCAAGCCCAUCGACGUGUACCAGACGCAGGGAGGGGAACAGGUGGCGCGUGACUUCACGUACAUCGACGACGUGGUGAAGGGGUGCGUGGGGUCGCUGGACACGGCGGAGAAGAGCACGGGAAGCCGCGGGAAGAAGAGGAAGCCGGCGCAGCUGCGGGUGUACAAUUUGGGGAACACGUCGCCGGUCCCCGUGGGGCGGCUGGUGUCGAUUUUGGAGGGGCUGCUGGGGAAGAAGGCGAAGAAGCGCGUUGUCGGGAUGCCGCGAAACGGCGACGUUCCGUUCACGCACGCGAACGUCAGCCUGGCGUAUAGGGAUUUCGGGUACAAGCCGACAACGGAUUUGGCGGCCGGGUUGAGGAAGUUCGUGAAGUGGUAUUCCGGUUAUUACGGGGUGGAGACGAGGGUAAAGAAGGAAAUUGAGGAGGCUGGUGGGCUUGUCGAGGGCUCGUCAGCAUGAUUGGGCCAUGGAGUAGCAUGGGCCCACCUACCACCCCUGGCCCAUUUGCUAUCUCAUCUCACUUGUUAUUAUCUCGAACGAUGUAUACAUUUUUUAAUUUUUCCCUUUGUUUUUCGUCCUUCCUGUUAUAAAUACUUAAACUAGGGGGGGUAUUUUAGUGACGGGAAUUAAAUUAUAGGACUGAUUGAGAUAAAGGUGAAAUAGGGGGGAGUGGGGAGUGUAGACUAUGGAGUUGGGGUAUGAAAUUGUAAUAAAUUCGGGCGGUGAGGGAUUUCUGUAGGAAAUAGGGCAGAUCUCUAUCCUCCAAAGAACCUGAUGCUCUUUUUUAUUUAUUUUCUUUCCUGUUCUUUACAGAAGGAAAGGAAAAGCAAGAAUUGUAAUUGAACAGUACACCACUUGAUUUAUUUUACCUAAAUUGAAAGAUACAUAAUUCCAAAGCCCUGACCAGGGAUAGCAAUGGGUCGGGUUGGGGCGGGUUUUGUCAAACUCAAACCCAUGGGUUUAUCCGCCAACAAAAUCCGGGGUAAAACCCGUUGGGUUUGAAAAACUCAAACCCAACCCAACCCGCUGGGUAUCUGCGGGUUCAUGGGUACCCGUGGGUUUUUGUGGUAAAAUUUUUACAAUAACAAGUUUCUUUCAAAAUAAAAGUUUAACAUCAAAUUUCUCAUACAAAUUAAUCAUACAAAAAACGACAAUCUAGAGCAUAAAAGCAAACCGCAAAUGAUCAAUACAAAUUGUUCAAAAUUAAAGAUAAACAUCUAUAAACAAUCAGAUUAAUUGAAAGCUUCUUCCUCGUCAACUAAGUUUCUUCACUCUCCACUUCAUAAUAUCAACUUCAUUCUAAACAAUUAGAAAGAACAAAUUAUACAUGUCUCCACAAGCAUAAAAAAUAUUAGUUGUCUAAAGAAGAUAUAUUAUUUAGAAUAUUAAAUAUACCGGGAAAGUAAUUAUAUGUGUGUGGACAGGUACUGUCACAGACAUAGACUUCAGUACCCAUGGGGUGGGUUUACCUAAACCCAAACCCAAUACGACCCGGUAAAUAGUGUAGCGGGUUUAUACCUGAACCCGGCCAAAAACCCGUCAACGUGGAUUUUACUCGUAGUGACCGAGUUAGGUCGGAUGAAUACCCGUGGGUUCGGAUUCUGUUGCCAUCCCUAGUCCUGAACAAGGCCAAUAGCCCAUUGAUGAACACAGUUCUAUGUUGUCUUCGUAGAAUUAAGUCCCUUCUUCUGUCACCCACGUACAGGCAGCUGACCAGCUUCCAUCGACAAUUGAAAUUGCAACAAAUGAUCGCAGAAACAAGGUGACCCCGUAAGACACACUCCAUUACGCCUCCACAAUCUGUUCACCUACUCUUGAAGAACAAUAAUUGAUAACCAUCAUCGGGUUCAUAAGCUGACCUCCAAUUAUGAGUUGGCGUAGGGAUAAUGUAGGUCUCAUGACAUCUAUUACACAUCGAUUACACACCAUGUUAGAGGCAACAAUCUAGAAAGGACAAUGGAGGUUGGUUGUUUUUUUAUUCAGAAGGGAAGAUGGAGCUAUAUGUAACUGAAAGGUUUAAUACACUUGUAUAUCCAAAACUUUUUCGGUUGUACCAAUAAUAUCCAAAUUUUCAGAAAUACCACUUAUAGCCAAUUCCGUCACAUUCUUUAACGGUGUUAACGUUAAGUCUGACUAGACAAACGGUGGUGCUUAUGUGGCGAACGCUUAUUUCCCAAUUUCUCUGAAAUUAUCCACGUGGAUUGCUGAUUAAUUUAAUUUAAAAAAUAAACAAUUAAAAUUUCCAACCCCCUCCUAUGACCUCACCCCUCGUUCAACCUAGAUUUCUACCAUUUUCCUUUUUUUUCGUCGGCGAACCCCCUAACCCUUCGCCUGCGGAGGAAGACGAAGGCGACGGAGAACGAUCGUCCAUCGUCGACGGUCGAUCUGUCUCCGACGACAGUCGUCGAAUCCCCUGAUUUGCCUCCAUCCUUCAUCGAUCUACCCCCCUGCUAGUCCCGAUUCACAUCCCCUCAUCGAUCUUCCCUUCUCGCCCCCCUUCCGCGACGAGCUUAGGCCGACUCCUCCCUAACUUCCUUUUCGCUGAAGACCUCAAAACCGAACCCUAGAAACGCGAGGAGAGGAAGUCGCUUCGAAGAAACCCUAAUCGCACAGUAAAGGGGGAUUUCUGAGCACCUCGUAUGUAGCCACUGGUGAGUCUCGCUUUUGAAUUGGUAGUUGUGGCUGUUGAUUUUGGCUGGAAAGUUCUUAUAGAAGUGUCUUUCUCUUCCUUUUUUGGUUGGCAGCGAGGUGUAAAGACAACAAGCUGGGUCCGCAAAUCGCUUUUUUCGUGACUCUGGGUCGCCGAUCGCCAAAUCGUCAGAAUCCACGAAUCUGAAAUCUUCAGACGGCGGGAGGACCUUCAAUCCUCGGGAGUAUCUUCAGACGGCGGGAGGAGCUUCAAUCGUCGGGAGGAGAUUCAGUCGGCGGGAGGAGCUUCAAUCGCCGCCAGGGUGCGAACCCUAAAAACACAAUCGGGAAAAGGGACUGGUCGUGCUCUUCUUGGAAAGUAGAGUGGGUAUAUGGGGUAAAUUAUUUUCAAUUAUUUUCAAUUUCUUACGUGUCACCUUUGGCAUAGUUGGCGCUUACGUGUCUGCUUAGUUGGCGCCUAAUCAGCUUGCCGUCAGCUAUAUUGACGGAGUUAUUAACGCCGUCAAAGUAUUUAACGGAAAUGGCUAGAUUUAGCAAAGAACAACUUUGAAACGUGGCUAUAAGUGAUAUUUCUGAAAAUUUGGAUAUUAUUGGCAUAACCGUGAAAGUUUUGGAUAUACAAGUGUAUUAAAUCUAACUGGAAAUAUAGGUUAAAAUUUUACAGGUAGAUAGGGCAACAUGGCAUGGCAUGGACAUGGUCUUAAUCAUGCACCCACAUUAAUAGUCUAAUGAAUGUGGAAGUUGAUGGUACGUAGCUUUCGAUACAGUGAAAAUGAAAGGUAGCGCAAAUG
Linum trigynum is the source of this 5950-nucleotide messenger RNA. NCBI's taxonomy places the organism in Eukaryota, Viridiplantae, Streptophyta, Magnoliopsida, Malpighiales, Linaceae. The record is from the annotation of a GenBank genome assembly.